Molecule: messenger RNA, 432 nt
Organism: Pelobates cultripes (western spadefoot toad)
Lineage: Eukaryota; Metazoa; Chordata; Amphibia; Anura; Pelobatidae
Source: the annotation of a GenBank genome assembly
AUGUAUCAAGGGAGCUCCAGCUUGGCUCACCAAUUGAUUAGGGCAAUCAUCAGCCACUACACCCAAAUCGAGGUGAUUCCACACUGCCUAAAUGGGUGCUGUGGAGAACCCACCAAUACCUUACUCGGAACCCUCCGACUUCGGCGAGACAGAGGGAGCUUGCUGAGGCCUACGGAUGCCUGGGCUGGGGAAGGAUGGCCAACUUUCCCGCUCUCAAGUUUCAAGUGUGGGCUACCUUCUCUCCGACCCCCCUCCCCAGGACCGAUAGGGGUUAUCCCGGUCCCUGUUGGGCUGAUCCACAAAAUUCUGAUAUCAACACGGACAGCUCCUGCAACUAAAGAGCACAUAUCAAAGCUUGCCAAAAUGGCAGGGAGGCCUUCCCUGAUGCCACAGAGCCUCACACUAACCUGCGCUGAAGAAAGCAGCAUCACG